AAGUGGUUUACAAAAAGAUUAAAGUAUUUUAUACAUGUUUAAACUAAAGGUCAAUAUUUACAUACAAUACCAGUCCAUAAGAUGGGAGGGGGGGCAGAAACUGCUCCUUGUUGUCACAGAACAAAUUCUUAGCUAAUAAAAGUUCUACAAAUCACACACCUGGUAGCCAAAUUUGCUCUGGCAGCUAUGUAGCUCCAUUUCAGCUAUGUUAAUGCUUUCUAAUUUUAAAACUAUGCUGUAAAAAAAUUAUGCUGUAAACUUUUAGAGGUUAUGUGGUGUAAUUUCAGAGGAAAGCUUUGCGUUUCCUCUCUGUUGUUCAUUGUAAAGGCCUUUACACAAUACUUUGAUUGAUUGAUUGAUUGAUUGAUUGUUUAAUUUCUUUUGUGAUCAAUCAAUCAAACGGAAACCAGAUAACUGAGAAUUAUGUUUUGAAUUCAACCCCUCAAAGUUGCCUAUUAUGUUCUGUGACUUUUUCUACCAAUGGCCAUGUCUUAUUCCACCAUCCCUUUAGAGUGAAAUGGGAAUGGAAUCUCCAGUGAUGGACCAACUCCAGACUUGCCAUUGUGACUAGGUGGAUAAUUUGGUUUUUGUUUUGUGUGACACUUUUUGCACGGUUUCUGGAAAGUGUGAUAGCACUGCUAGACCUGGGUCACUCCGGAGGAAGAAGUUAUUGCGCUAUGGAAGGAAUAGUUUGGAAACCAUUUGCGCCAAUGUCUUGUGCAACUGGGCAUUGCCACCACAUGUAAUAAUAAUCCUCCCAUCGUGUGCAUCCUCUCCAGCAGAAAGCUGGUAAGCUCUCAUUAAAGCUUUGGCCAAAGUAGAAGACAGCUGCAUGCCACACCAAUCUCCAAAUGAUGAAGAGAUUCCAGGCACUUGUAAAGCAACAUGCUAUUCCCGCCCCCCUCAUGGGCUGCCAACAAAGCAAGAAAGCUAUGGCCAUUAUCUUGCAAAGGAACUUGUCUGACAAGUUCAGCAAUGCGUGGUCUGACAGACUUAGGACAACACCACCUGAAGAUGAAGCAUUUCCAUAACUUUUUUCUUUUUUUUGCAUUGUACUAGCAUGCAAACAGCAAAAAUUACACCAAAAGAAGUAUGAUUAAGUACUUUUUUUUCCACAGCAGGCAGCUCUUUUUGGUCCUGAACUCUGAACAAUGACAACAUUUCCCCGCAUUAUUUAAACCCCACCCAUCUGACUUGCCCCAGACACUCUGGACAGAUUCCAACAUAUAUAUAAAAACAUGAUAAAACACUUUAAAAAAAAAAAAACUUCCCUAUCCAGGACUGCCUUCAGAUGUCUUCUAAAGGUUGUAGAGUUACCUAUCUCCUUGUCUCAGGGGUCCGAUAACUCCAUACCCUCCAACGUUUCUCAAAUGAUAAUAGGGACGUCCUAAGAAAAAGCGGCACAUUCUGGGAUCAACUCAGGAUGGCUUUUGUAAAUCUAGGACAGUCUCUGGAAAACAAGGGCGCUUGGGGGGGUCUGUGGCAACAAUGCCACUGAAGAGGCGAGAGACUGGGGAAGAGGCGUCUGCUGGAUCCAUUUCCCACUGGACCGCAGGGCUGCCCUGAAGCUGGAAAACAGUGUUUGGUUUAACCGUCCGCCACGAGAGACCUAAACAAGCGCGGCGCCCUUGCUGCCCUUUCCUCGGCCCCACAUCCCGCCCAACCGGCCAGAUGAGCGGAGUCCGGGCUUCUGGCAGCAGCCGCUUCCCUCAGGUGGGCGCUCGCUCCGCCUCCCGCCCUCCACCUGUCCUGCCUGCUGCGGCCGGGAGGAGGAGGAGAGGAAGGGCCGGUCCCCCAGCGUCACGUGCGGGCGUGUGUACGGCGGCGGCGGCUGGGAGUCAGUGACUCACUGCUUCCUGCGGCCAAUCCCACGGGCGGGUUCCGAGGCCGGCCCGGAGGGCGGGCGCAAGGCUGGGCCGCGCCACGCGGGGCGGCACACUGGCAGCCGCUUCCUUUUUCUAGCGCACUCGCUCGUCGGCUGGUGCUGCUGCGGGCGCGAAAGGGAGCCCGGCUCGCUGAAGAGGGUAAGUAAGGCUCUCGUCGCUCCGCGCCUCCCUUCUCCCGCGCGCUUACCCCGGGGAGGAAAGGCCUGUUGAACUCGGGGAGGAGACGGCGCGCUCUCCGCCCCGGACCCUCCACUUCCUCGCGAGCGACUUAGGCUUGGAGAGGAUGGAGCCGAGGAAGGGACUCUCUGGGGGGGACCGAGGGGUCUUUGAGCGGGGAAAGAGGGCAGUUAAGAAGGAGCGUCCGCUCCCUUAACGCACCAGCAGUAAGAAGUGAGGUGGGGAGAUUUCACUCUGGGACACGGCGGGGAAGGGCUGCUGGGGCUGGUCGUCGUCGUCGUCAUAAUAGAAAUAGUCAUAACAAUAGAGGUCAGAGUAGGGCAUCCUCCUCUCACCGUUGCAGUUCCGCUGAUAACCUUCUUCUAAACCCUCUCAAAAACAAAACACCCAACAGAAACCUUGCUUGAAGAAGAGCAUGGUUCGCUGUGGGGAGUUUCUGGUCCGGCUCAUCCUGAUCUAAUGGUUUUUCCUUCUUUUGAACUAAAGCGAUGGCUUGGCUGGUGAAGGACUUGAUGUGUUGUGACAGAUCGGGGUUGUUUGUGUGUGUGUGGGGGGGCUCUUUUGGGGAGGGCGGGGGACGGCGCGAUUCCCUCACCCAUCAUCCAGGCUAUUUGCAUGCGAAGCGCACGCUCCCCCCCCCCUCCGAAGAGCAGCUCCGGCUCCACCUGGGCAUAACCCGAGCGCUCUGGGUGGGUGGGCUUUCCUUGGGAUCCCUUGAACCGCGGGCACUUUUUCCCGUGGUCCUUGUUGCCGCCCUCGACGUCGCCGCCGAGGGACCGGCGCGGACACGUGGGAAGCGCUGCUCUGGUCGGAUUAAGGAGGCAGCGGCUCGAGGCCCAAGGGAAGGGAAGCCAAGGUGUUUCUCGGCCUGACCUACAAAACGGAAGCGGCCUCGGAGCUCGCCCUGCCUGUCUUAUUCGCUCGCUUGUGGUUUUGCCCGGCCCGGGGGCGGCGAAAAAUAGGGAUACCGGCGCGGUUUGUUUGCCGGCGGAGCCCUGCUGGGCUCUCGAGCCUCUGUUGAACUUGCAAAUCGCGAGUGCUCUCCUCCACCUCUGCGCCGCCUUCCUUCCUGCAAGUGGUGUCCGUGGAUGCGCUUGGCCCUUCGGGAGGAGUCCCAAUGCUUUUAGGAGGCUGUGUGCCUGGUGAUCAAAGGCAGCCUCCAUCCGUAGUUGGCACCUGAGAGACGACUGCAGUCUUCCCUUCCAGGCUGUUGCAAUGGGCUGGCAUGAGUCUCAACUUGUAAGAACAAGUUAGCACCGAGGAUGGAAAACAGGCGAUGGGACAUCAUUUUUCUGCGUUGAGCAAGUGAUGGCAAUCUGCUGGGAAUUGGGUGGUUCUCAGCUGGGUGUCUCCACACCCCUGAAGGGUGUAGGAAGGGGUUUAUUCACGCUUGGAUAAUGCAACUGGAAUGGGGUGACUGGAUUAAGCAUAAUUUGCCUUUUGCAAAACGCACUUCGCUCGAGACCUCCUCUCCUGUGUGCCUGUCUUUGCGGCGGCGGCUGGAGGAAUCCACCUACUACCAAGGGUUAAGUUUCGGCUCCUUCCCAAGACUCCACCCAUUGUGAUUAAAAGAGCCGGAAAGCCCGUGAAGACUGGCAGUAACUCUUAACUAUUUGAUAUUAACUGAUAUGGCCUGACACACCGAAUUGGCAGAGAGGGAACACUCAUUAAUGAGAGGAGCUUGGGAAAAAUUCCAGUUUGCAUUUGUCAAACAGUAUUUGCAGAAAAAAACAUUUGGCCAGCUCUGAACCCAGCCCAGUCCCCAGAAGUAUGAAUGAAUUACUUCUCUUGCAGCAAUAGGAAUAAUAAAACAGUUUGCUAAGUCCUGUUUCUCCAGCUGCUGUUUUUCUUUCCAUCCUUUAUUUCAACUCUCCUGCAGUAAAAGAUGGUGCAAGCCAUUUUCAAAAUCCAACCAGAGUGUUUCCUAAGUUAUUUCCUCCCCAGUCCUUUCUUCUAGUUUUACAUUUAGAUUAUCUGAUCUCCCUCUGCCUCCAAAAACUUUGCAUUCCAGUGGUCUAUGGAGCUGUAAAAGCUGGGUUCACCUUUCUGAUCAGCCAUGAAAUUGACUGGCCUCAGGCUGGUCUCUCGCCCUGCAAAAUAGGAAAAGCAACAAAAGUGAUCAGUCUCAUGGAGGUGCUGUUGGGAUACACUUGAUUAUGCUGUAGGUCUAGGUGCCCAAGGUGCAUUUUUACAAAGUGCACACCAGCAAUCUUAGAUUUGCCACAGGGAAUUGCAGUUAAUCCAGGCUCUAUAAUAAUGCCAGUACCAUACAAAGGUUCUUCACGUGCCUGCUGCAGUCACAACUUAAAAAUGCAUAUAUGACAAAAAUGCAUGACAAGGCCCUAAACGGCAUGUAGGAUUCAUAGAAUCAUAGAAUCAUAGAGUUGGAAGAGACCACAAGGGCCAUUGAGUCCAACCCCCUGCCAAGCAGGAAACACCAUCAGAGCACUCCUGACAUAUGGUUGUCAAGCCUCUGCUUAAAGACCUCCAAAGAAGGAGACUCCACCACACUCUUUGGCAGCAAAUUCCAUUGUCGAACAGCUCUUACUGUCAGGAAGUUCUUCCUAAUGUUUAGGUGAAAUCUUCUUUCUUGUAGUUUGGAUCCAUUGCUCCGUGUGAUUUAGAUCAAAGGUCUAAAUGGAUUAUUCUGGCAAUCAGUCUGGCUAAUUGCUACAUUUAGGAUUGGGGAGGUGUUUUCCUUCCACAGGGCAACCUAAUUUGAGAAAGAUGCUAGGUAAUUACUGUUGCCUGUAGCAUGUGGCUUGACUUGUUCAUGGUACUUGACGUGCUCUGUUAGGUACAUUUUGUAUGGCCAGCAUUGUAUUGGCGUUGUGUGUGUCAAUCUGGGAGGUGGCUGGUAUGUCAUUGAGGUGGAUGGGGGACCAGAUGGAUACAGUAUCUCUUAUAAUGCUCCUAUUAAACUCACUGAUUGAGGAAGGGAGGAAGCAGGUUAAACCAUGGGUUUCACAACCAUAUCUUAUUGCCACAGGGCUGGAAAUGAUACAUUAUUUGGCAUGCUUAUAUUGGCAACUAUUAGCUACUGUUUCCCCCAUCUGUUUUAUGCUUUCAGUGUGACAGGCAUAUGUUCAGAAGGUUUAGUUCAACUUUCCAUGGAUAGGCAAAAACUGACCUGUUGAACUUCUGCCUCUUACUGCUGUCAAAUGCAUGGCCUCUGCUAUCUCCCCUCACCUCCCACAGGUCCUCUAACCAUCUCAGCCCUGAACCCUUCACCUUGGAAGAGAGGGUUAUCUUGUUUUCUCUCUCUUUAUGCUUCUUGCCAUGCCUGUAGUAUAUAGGUUUUAUUUAAAAAAAAACAGAAACAGACCACAUGGUUUGCCAAUGUCUUUAAGUGAAGGGCUGUGCAACAUUGGCUAGUAUUUGUAUAGACAUGACCUUGUGUAUUAAGGGAUGUAGAUGGUUUGGAAUAUUUACCAAUAUUUAUUUCAGAUGAUUUAUGAAAGACCUUGGUAUGUAUACAGCUCUGGGAUGGAAUGCUUCCUGAAAGAGUUUUCCUUGUAACCUCCCUGUUGGAUCACUGCAGUGGGGCUAUCCCUUGAAGACUGCUUAGAACAGGCAUCCCCAACCUGCAGCCCUCCAGAUGUUUUGGCCUACAACUCCCAUGAUCCCUAGCUAACAGGACCAGUGGUCAGGGAUGAUGGGAAUUGUAGUCCAAAGGUUGAGGAUGCCUGGCUUAGAAGCUUCAAUUAGUACAGGAUAUUGCUGCCAGGAUUCAGACUGUGACCUGGUUCGCCCAUAUCAUGCCAAUUCUAAAGCAAUAAAACACACAGGAUUUAAAUUUGCAUUUCAAGUAAUGUACUAUUUGUUUAUUAUUGAAGUAUUUAUAAAUGACAUUUUCAUAAAAAAUAUUACAAAGUACAAUGCUGUCAUAAAAGCAAGAAUGCCAGACAUCAGGAAAAGCUGGUUAGCAAAGAAUCUCAGGUUUAAAAGGCCUGCCUGAAUUACACAGUUUUUGACCUUCAGAGAUGCCUGCAUACAUCACCUUUAUUUACAACAUGGAAUAAAGGUGGUAUAGAAAUGUAAAAGGAUUAGUUCAAUUCAUUUAUUAGCUAGCCCAUUCAAAUAAUUCACGUUGACACUGAGCCUAGGGAAAGAACAUUUUGCUGCCUGGUCUAGUCCUGCUUUUUGUGUGGGUGUAAAUGAGGAGUCUGGAUGUGUGGUUUUAAGGAGAAGUGGAAGCUAGCAGGUGCAUUCGAGUCGAUUCUUGCAUUGACAGCAAUUAUUUGUGUGCAAGCAGUGUUUAGAUUUAGUACUCUUUAGUUGGCUGCCCACUUGGGAAUUAGUCCUACUGAAAUAAGUAGAGCUUACGUCUGAGCAAAUGUGCCUAGGUCCAGGCUGUUACCUGGUGUGAAAACUGAGAUCUUGGAAUGAAUGUUUUUAACUACCUUAUAGGGUGCGGCAGAGCAUUGUCUUUGGUGCUAUUUAAUGAAGCCACUGAGAGUGGUCAUUAGGAGUUUUGGGACAAGUUACCAUCACUACGCUAAUGACACUGAGUUCUAUUCUUCCAUAACAACUGAACCAGGAGAGGCCAUGCAGCCUCUGUACCAGUGCCUGGAUUCAGUGGUGAGCAAUAUUAAAAACUCAGAUACAUCAGCUAGGUGCUAAAUGGCUCCUUAAAUCAAUGCUACAGUCACCAAAGCGGAAUGUCUAGUUGCCAUUUUGGGGCCAGACGGCUCAAAUGUCAUAUUUUUCAACAUGACUUUUUGGUUCCUGAAAUUCAUUCUGAUUGCCUAGAUAAAAUAUCACAGACAGAAAUCUACAGGAUGUGUUGUUAGUGUGUGAAAACAGGCAAGAGCCAAGGAUCCCCAGGCAUGCAGAUGGUGGAGACAUCAGGCACCAUCCUGGUGCCCAGGCAUCUUCACUUGGUCGCAAGUAGCCAAGAGCCAGGUGGUCCCCAUAUCUGAAAAAAUGGUCACUUCCCUAUGCUGAAUGGAGUCACACUCCCCACUAAAGGAGCAGCUUUGCAGGCUGGAUCCAGCUUUGUCAAUGGAAGCUUAGGUAGCCUCAGUGACUAGAAGCUGCAACUGGUACCAUAGCUCAGACUUUUGCUGGACUGCGAAAACUUGACUGCAGUUGUUCUUGCAUUGGUUACUUUAGCAUCAGAUUACUGCAAUGUGCUCUAUGUAGGGCUUCCCUUGAACUUGAUCUGGAAGCUGCAGUUCGUGCAGACUGCUGUCGCUGAUAAACGUGAGAGCCAUCAAUUAGCAUCUGUCAGCUUAUAACACCUUUUCAUGCGUUUCUCAAUUUGCUACAGGGCCAAAUGCAAGGUGUUAUUAUCAGCAUAUAAAACCUUUAACAGUUUGGAAACAGUUUUCUUGUAAUAUCGCCUUACCCCAUAUAUGCCCACUCAGCUGCUUUGAUCUCCAGAACUUACAGUGCUUCAGAGAUGCCACAAAAUACCUGCUCCAGACUUGGAGGAAAUUGAUCUUUUCAUGUGGCAGCACUUAAACUUUGGAACUCCCUGACCAUUGACAUCAGGCAGACAUGUUCUCUCUGUUUUUGGCACCUCCUUAAAACCAUUUUUUGGCCAGCCUCCCCUGACAUGUCGAAUGUUGGUUUCUAACUUAUUGAGGUUAUUUAAAAAUAAAUAAAUAAAUAAUGAUAAUAUUUAUUAAGUUUUCAUUUUUCAACCAAACAUUUAUAACAUAUCUUUUCAUCACUUAUAAUUUGACUCUUUCAAGCCUCUAACUCCCUUCCAUCCCCCCAAACCGUCUUUCUAUCUUCUUUACAUAAUUUCCUCGCAUUUCCAAUUCCCCCUAUCUAUCUACCUACUUUCAUUCCUUAAAAUUCCUUCUCACUGUAGAUAAGUUUCUAUUUCUAAACUGCAAAAACCUUUAAAUCAGUACUGUUAGUGUUGUCACAGAUCUACAAUGUUCUUUCAAAUAUAAAAUAAAUUUACUCCGGUCUUUUUCAAACAGUUGGUCUCGCUGGUUGUGGAUUUUCCCGGACAGUUUUGCCAGUUCUGUGUAUUCAAUCAUCUUAGUUUCCCAUUCUUCUACUGUUGGAAUUUCUUGCUGCUUCCAUUUCUGGGCUAAAAGAAUACUUGCCGCCGUUGUGGCAUAAAGAAAUAUAUUAUAAUCCUUCUUAGAGAUUUCAUCACCUAAUAUGCCCUACAAAAAAGGUUCUGGUUUAUUCUGAAAAGUAUUCUUAAAUAUUUUCUUAAGCUCAUUAUAUAUCAUAUCCCAAUAAAUUUUUACCUUAGGACAAGUCCACCACAUAUGGUAGAAAUUCCCUUCUUUUCCUUUACAUUUCCAAAAUAGAUUGAGUCUUGUACUAUACAUUUUGGCUAAUUUUGUUGGUGUCCAGUACCAUCUAUACAUCAUUUUCAUUAUAUUUUCCUUUAAAGCAGUACAAGCAGUAAAUUUUAUUCCUUUCUUCCAUAGCCUUUCCCAGCCGUCUAGUUGUAUAUUAUACCCAAAAUCUUUUGCCCAUUUUAUCAUAACACACUUGACUUGCUCAUCUUUGGUAUGCCAUUCUAACAGUAGAUUAUACAUCUUUGAUUUUAAAAUUUAUUAUGAAGCGUCUUGUUUCUGUUGGUUGAAAGAGUGGGUUUUAUUAGAAAAUACUGAUUUAUUGGAUUUUGAAGGUUUCAACAACAGAUUUGGUUGGCACGUCUGACAAAGUAAAGGCACACAGAAGCUUCCUAAAUCAUAUCAUAAGGAAGUCAUUGUAUGAGGUUUGGAAGAGAUAAUAGAAAUUUGCUGGAAUAAUAACUCCAACUUCAUGAUGUUUUUAAGGAAGAUGUUAAAAAUAACGGCUUUGCAAAUAUUAAAUCUAAAUUGGAGACUGAAUUGCUAGAGUGUAGAGGUGAAACUUAUUGAGGGUUUUAAUUCUUUUUUAAAUGUUUUAAGUAGUACUUUUAAAACUUUUUUUUAACUGAUAAUUGUAUUGUUUUAUUCUUUUCAUCAACCACUUUGAGGUUUUGUUAUAACCAAGUAGCAUAAAUUUUGUGUGAAAUAGACUACCUGUUCAUUAGCCCAGAGCACCAUAUAAACCAGUUCAGGGGCAGGCCAAAUUUUGGCCUGAAGAAUCUUUCUUUUUGUUUGUUUUUAUUGUACCUCAGAGAGUCACCAGGUGCAUAAUGGUGGCUCAGGUAAGAGGGGCCAACAGGCUUUUAUUAUUAAGGAAUGGGAUGCCUCUGAGCAUUUGAUCACUGCAGAAAUUUGUUUUUAGAAGCGGAACUGACCUCACAGUCCUACCACAAAAAAUGUCUGUCCUGGUAUCCCACUCACACCAGCUUUCUGCAGUUUGGAAGGGGUAGAGUUUUUUGAUAGGGUGAUCAGGUAUAAAAGAGGACUGUGCUCCUGUGCCUUUAAUGGCUGUAUGAAAGAGAAAAUUUUAGCAGAAAAAAAUCCACAAGUAUUAAAAGGUGCAGGAGUCCUAUCCUCAUCUGCCUCUGCCAACCCUACUAUUUGUUGCUGCUGCUAUGAUUAAACAGUUGACAGUCAGAAUUGUUGCUGGCCCACUGUCAAUUUAGUCAAGUUAAUAGGAUGCUUUUAAGCAGAGGUUGGAUGGCCAUCAGUCAUGGAUGCUUCAGUUGGGAUCCCUGCAUGGCAGGGGGUUGGACUAGAUGACCCUUGGGGCUCACUUGCUGCUAUACAGUUCUUUGAUUCUGUGACUAUAUACUACAUAUAGAAAAGAAAAUCUGAUUAAAUAAAUAUUAAAUGCAGCAGGUAACUAGCAGAUAAAAUAUCAAAAAGAAGGGGGGGAUCAAAUGAUAAAGCAGUAUAAUCCAGUGAUCAACAAUUGGAAAAUACCUAAACAAAAUUGGGUUUUCAGUAAGGGUUUAAAAUAUUCUACAGACAGAUGGAGCCUCCUGGAUGGGUAAGCAUUCCAGAGAACAGGCACAUUGCACUGAGAGGUGUGCAUGUUUGUUAUGAGAAUGAAGGCAAUCCAUUACCUGACCUUGUCCUAAGUUCUACUCCAGGGGUCAGCAAACUUUUUCAGCAGGGGGGCUGGUCCACUGUCCCUCAGACCUUGUGGGGGGCCAGACUAUAUUUUGAAAAAAUAUAUAUGAACGAAUUCCUGUGUCCCACAAAUAACCCAGAGAUGCAUUUUAAAUAAAAGGACACAUUCUACUCAUGUAAAAACACGCUGAUUCCCAGACCGUCCGCAGGCCGGAUUGAGAAGGUGAUUGGGCCGGAUCUGGCCCCCGGGCCUUAGUUUGCCUACCCAUGUACUACUCAGAUCUACCAGUACAUCCCAUUCUGCUUUCUGCUUAUACUAAUCUAGCAGAGCAUCAUGAUAGCAUUUUCAGUUGGAAUGGCUUCCUUCCGACUUGCAGCAUGUUCUGGAUCCAGCUUUGGAAAAAAGGUACACUGGUUUGUACAUGGUGUUUCCAUAUGUCAACCAACACCUGUUAGAUCACUCAAAAGUUCAGCCUCUGAAGCAGCACUGUAUGUGCAAUGUUUAAAAAGCGGCUCUUUCUGUUACUUAAUUGAGUCACAUCUGCAAUACUUGCUGCUUGAGUGCAUCGUAUAUUUACUAGAUGCUAUCUUCGUGGUGCCUGUCAUGAUGCAUUUCCUAGAUCAAUUCAUUGAUCUCUCUGUAAUGUUAGGACUAGAAGUGCAUGGAUUAUGUCAUCUGAAAUGUGGUGUUUGUACUUGGCAAGGUUUUCAGGCACUUACUUGCAUUAUGUCAUUCUGAGAUCCAGUGGUGGAGCCGAGAGUGUCUAGUCCAUGGCAACUUCAAGGUUCUUAGCUAUGAACUAUGAAUUCCAGGCACAUAUUCAGAAGGCUUACUCAGAGAAAUGGAAACUGUUUGGCCACUAUGCUGUUUCUAGUACUGUUUACAGAACAGAACAAAAGCAGCUGCAGUAUGAAUGAGUAUUGUACAAAGGUGUCUUUGCUCAGGCAAGUUCAAAGUUUAAAAUAUUGACCUUCAAAGCCAAACAUAUGGGUGGGGCCAGGGAAGAUGCACACUUGUAAAUGGCUAGGCCUUAGUGGACUGGGCCCAGUCCAAAGAUGGGCCCAGAGAGGCGGUGUACAUAACUUUAAGCAAACUGCUUAAAAGUUAAAGCAAAAGGUGCUUGCUUAGUGAUAUUUGCCCCUCUCUUUGAAAUCUAAAUUGAUAAUACAGAGGUGAGAAUUAUGGCCAUCUGGAGGGCAUCAAAUUGGCUGUCCUUGCAUUAAAAAGUAAUCUGUACCAAAGUGAAAAAUGUCUGUCUACCGUUCACAUAUUUAGAGAAGUCUGCUCUAGUAUUGAAACUGUUCGUUUUAUUUGACCACUGCAAAUGAACAUCAUGGCUUUUUGCAGUUUGUUUUAUUUCAGUCAUAUAAUUACCAUAUUUUAUUACUUCAAACCAUGCAAUUUGCGGCAUCACAUAUGAUGCCCCAAGUUAGUAGUUGCUGUGAUGCCUGUUGUUUUCUUAAUUUGUCCUUCCCUGGCCGGUACAGUGUAGAACCAACUACCAUCGGGACACUACUGCUAAUUUCCUUCUGCCAAUUCCUUUGUGCUCUGAACUAAGCCUUUUCUCAUUCCUUGUUCAUAUGCAUGGCAGCAAGGGUCUUUCUGCAUGUCAUGAUACAAAUUUUCAGAGCACUCCUUUGAGAUCUGUGGCUUGAAGCUUAGUCACCAAUCCUGAAGAAAUCCCAUUCAGACUGUUCUUAACUCUGACAUUAGAAAAGUUGAUUCUGCUUAUAUAAUUGUUUCACUGCAACUCAAAAUGUGCAACCAAGUAGCAUUUUAUACAUAGGCAGACACAUCCCUGUAUCUAUUUUUAUGGUAGCCUUUCAAAGUCACUUGAAUUGCCCUUUCCUUCUAUUUUUUGUUCUGCUCUAAAAUAAUGCCUUUCUCACAGUGUCAUAUAUUAAAAUGGAUUUGCUGUAUGUGGGUCAUUCCACACAACCAGCUUCUUCUGCAACCUCUUCUCACUUUUUUUUUAGCAAAGUCUGGAAGCCCCAGGGUUUAAAUGACCCCCACCUCACAUUACAGCUUCUUGGAAAGCCCUUUUAACCCUCCAAAUCAGACAUAGGCAAAUCAACCCUCCAGAUGUUUUGGGACUACAACUCCCACCCUCCCUAGCUAACAGGACCAGUGGUCAGGGAUGAUGGGAGUUGUAGUCCCAAAACAUCUGGAGGGCCGAGUUUGCCUAUGCCUGCUCCAAAUUCAGAAAUUCACCAUGCCCAUGCCCAAAAAGUAUUUAAGAGGUAGCAGUAUUUGACUAGUUCAUGGGUUCCUUCUGCUCUUUUUCUUGUGAAAAGUACUGAAGCAGAAUCCCAAAAGAGCUUGUGGAUUAAAAACUUGCAUGUGCUGAAGCUUGUGGGUUUGAUGAGCACAUCAGCAUAUCAGCGCAGGCUUCCUAUCUACUGUAUGUGAGUAGCAAACAUUUAGCACAGCCUAAUGCUUUAUUAUGGGACGCGGGUGGCGCUGUGGGUUAAACCACAGAGACUAGGACUUGCUGAUCAUUAGGUCGGCGGUUCGAAUCCCUGUGACGGGGUGAGCUCCCAUUGCUCGGUCCCUGCUCCUGCCAACCUAGCAGUUUGAAAGCACGUCAAAGUGCAAGUAGAUAAAUAGGUACCGCUCCGGCAGGAAGGUAAACAGCAUUUCCGUGCGCUGCUCUGGUUCACCAGAAGCGGCUUAGUCAUGCUGGCCACAUGACCCGGAAGCUGCACGCCGGCUCCCUCGGCCAAUAAAGGAGAUGAGCACCGCAAUCCCAGAGUCGGCCAUGACUGGACCUAAUGGUCAGGGGUCCCUUUACCCUUUACCUUUUAAUGCUUUAAUCUCUUAUACUUCUCCUGUUGUUGGCAUCCGUCUGUCUCAAGAGGCAAUGGAGUGCACCUCCAGGGAUGAAAUCAAACUGCUGCAUUAGCAGCACCCAAGUGCCCUCUCUGGGUUACAAGCCUGAGCAGUGUGCACUGAGGUCCUGGAAUGGCCAGACAACAAGACCCCCCCUCUUGGCUUCGCUGAUCUGGUCCAAAGGAAAGCAUAGCAAUAUGUUUAGCACCAGCUUGGCUGCAGGAGUCGCAGGAAUGGGGCAUAUGAGGCGCCAUCCAACCGUCUUAGGGACUCCACUCCCAAUUUGUGUGGGCCUUAAUCCGUAGCUUUCUACUGAAGACAUCCCACAAGGCAGCAGAUGACCCAGUAUAAAGUACAGUAUUUUUCACUCUAUUGGACGCACCGGACCACAGGACACACCUAGUUUUUAGAGGGGGAAAUCAAGGAAAAAAAGUUUAUUAUCUCCGUGGCUGGAGAGGCUGUGCAAAGCUAAAGAGGAAGCCAAGGCAGCGAGCGGAUCGCUGGAGAGGUUGCACAAGGCUUUUCUACGAGGAGGGAGAAGGGACUGACUGGCUGCGUCAGUCCCUUCUCCCUCCUGGGGAAAAGCCCACAAAAGCCGCGCGAAGCUUGUGUGUGGCUCUUGGGGGCUUUUCCUGCCUGCCUCCCCCCCCCCCCGCACAUGCUCCAUAGGACGCACAGAUUUUCCCCCUUAGUUUUUAAGACGGAAAAAGUGCAUCCUAUGGAGCGAAAAACACGGUAAAUAAUGUGCCUAUAGCAGCUGGUUUGCACACAACUUUUAUCUAUGCAAAAAAGGGCCUAUGCUGGGGUAUACAGGGAAGGUGUUUUCUUUCUACACCUCUAGAAAUGCUGUGUGUGUUGGUGUUAGGGUUUGGCCUCCGCUGCUGUAUAUCUGACAUUCAUGAACACCUCUGAAAUCAUGUCACAAUUUCUCAGCUGUUCAGUCACCUGGGAAAAAUCAUAUUCCUAGAAGCCAAAAUUUUUUUAUUUUAUUUUUUUGCCAAUUGCAUCUGCAACUGAGAGCAAACGUUAAUUAUAACUAACAAUAGACUUUGUGUACUGACAUAGAUCCCAGCCUCAGUAUCCCGUAGGCAUUUUCUGACAUUUGCAGGUCAGAUAAGUCUUUUCAGGAGGUCACAAGCUUCAGAUACUAAAUAGAUUAUAAAUAUUUGGUGAAGGGAUGCGGAGCCAGAGCCACACUCAUUCGGUGCAGUCUUAGCAUUCACACGGGCUACUUCAAAACAAGUUGGCACGCAGGCCAACUUUGAUACACACUCAUUCUAACUGCAUAUGUUGAAACUGGGUAGGAAACUACUCUUUCCCUACCCCGGCAAACUGUUGUUGACAUUACUAUAUUUAUUCAUUUUACAACGCAAAUGACAUCUUGGAGAGAGUUGCUUCUCUCUACAUUCUUUUGCUUGACGGUUGGUAAACAGAGGUUGGCAAAUAGAAACUGUGAAUUCCACCCAUUGAUGGUAGUGUCCAUUAUCAGUAAAUGUUAGUGGGGAAGCAGAUAAGGGGGUUCUAUUGAGCAGUCACCUAUUGCUGGAAGAAAACUAGCUUUGUUUGAGAAUAUUUGUGAAGCUUCUCUGCAUAUACAGUCAACUUGACUCACAUAGAAGAGGUCUCUCAUCACUAGUGCUGUUUUUGACAUAUAAAACCAUAAAUGGCUCAGGACCGCAAUACCUUAAGGACCACCUCUCCCCAUAUGAACCGACCCAAACCCUGCAAUCAUCGUCUGAGGCCCUUCUCCAUGUGUCUCAUCCACAUGGAGGUCCCGUGGCAAUGGCUCUCACUUUGUGGAAUGCUCUCUGCAGGGAGGCUCACCUGGUGCCCCCAUUACAUAUCUUAGGUGCCAGGCAAGAACAUAUUUCUUUAACCAGGCCUUUGGGUGAUUAACAUUAUGUGUCCUUUUAAAUGUGUUUGUGGGAUGGGGGUUAUUAGUUUAUUUUUGCUGUUGUUUUUAUUAUGUAUUUUGUGUUUUCAUCUUGUGUUUUUCUGUUGUGAACCACUCUGUGAUCUUUGGAUGAAAGGUGGUAUACAAAUUUAAUAAAUGAAAAUAAAAGCCUCUUUCUGGGCAGACUGAGACUGGUUUACUCAAAUGGCAGCUGCGCUAUAAAGUGAGAAGAAUUGUUUCCAACGUUGAAGCCAGUUCAGAGGCUAAAGCUUGUAUACCUUAAGCACAUUUUUGCCGACGGUGAAAAGAGCCAGCGUGUCCUACUUUUUAUUUUUUAUUAAUAGAGGUUGCUUUAAUUAGCAAACGUAGGUAUACAAGAUGGGAUAGGGAAAGGGUUCGUUUUAGUCAGAAAUUAAGACUUUUCUGUGGCUGUCUUUCUUUGUGUGUGUUUAUGAGGGUUAUUUAAUCCCCACAGCCACCCAUCUCAAAUUGGCUAGUGAAACAGGUGUCAAACUGGCAGCCUUUCUAGUUUUUGUGCUGGUCUGGAUAGGUAGGUAAGGGCAUGAAUCCAUAUGCCUGAGAUGUAUGUUUUGUGCUUUAUUGAAAAGCCUUUUCUUUUUAAAAACACAACAACCACAAAACCAUCUUUUCAUUUUUAUGCUGGGCAUUGCUUCUGCUAUGUUGGUCCUCAAGCCCGGGGAAAAAGAGAGGUUACUUUAUAACCUUAAUAAAUAGUAUAACCCUUAAUAAGUAGUAUUAAUAAGUAGUAUUAUUAAUAAGUAGUAUUAUUAAUAAGUAGUAUUAUGUUCAUGGUAGUGUGUAAUGUGUAGGUCUCACUGUCAUAAAAACCAUACACCGAGGUCCAACACCUCCUUGAAGUAUGAGCUGCUUUUCUAGGAGUCAAGAUAAGAGCAAAUAAUUGUAUUGUUCAUGCUGUUUUAGGGAUUGCUGCAUGUUGCUAGGUGAUGGGAUUGGUUUUUAAAACACUUGUGUGCAAGUAGUUUAACUUUAUAGCAGUUGUCCUCAUGCAUUCCCCCACUACCUAAACUCGCUGAGUAACUCUCUGUUAGAAACCUGGACUAAAGUCCCGAGCUAUAGUACACAGUGUAAAGAGAAUAACUUAAAGCUCCUCUUUUAUUUGCAAAGAAAUUUAUGUUCCUAGAACCUCAGUUUAUGCAGUAGCUACUCCAACUGUAUUGGCACAUAAGUAUGGAUAUUCUUUUAAGGAAGAACCCUGGGUGCAUUACGCUGCUUUUGUCUAGGCAUUUCUUUUGGGUGUAUUCAUGAGCACAGCUGUUUUGGUGUCCUAAAUAUGCCUCAUUUUAGGCAUGUAAGAAAGCUUUUGAUAACUUUGCCAAUGACACUUCAUUGUGCUGCUUGAUAAGAUGCCAUUUGAAACUCUGGCAUUCAGUAGGAGAAAGUGCCGGCGGUAAUGGUAUGUGUGGUGGCAUCUAGCAGUAGCUCUUAGUCACUGCAACCAAUAAAGACAAAGGGGCAUUUUGGCUUCAGAGUCUGACCACCUGUCAUAGUGCUGAAGGGGUUGCGGUCCAUCAUCUCCUUAGUGGUCUGGCUUUUACUUCAUUCUACAUUUUCUAGAAAAAUGCCUCCCAACAUUAAAUCAGAAAUGUAAUCAAGAGGCUGGCAGGGGUGGCCAGGAGAGGUCAUCUGUUGCCUGACUACCUACAUCCACAGAAGGUGAAACAGGAACAGCCCAGGAACAGCUUGUCCUUUUCUUUGUGGAGAGAUGGUUGAGAUGGAAGCAGCAAAGCAGUUGCCCAUUAAUAUCUUUGCAAUUGUGUGACUUACUUUGUGAGCAUCUCACAUCUCUGGAGAGGGGUCGUGGUCUUUGUCAGAGAAGAGGGUAACAGUGUGUGUUACUAAGCAGCAUGUAAGUCUUCACCACAGACACACAUUCCCAUCUCUUCCUCUUAAAACUCUUCCACAGUCCCAUGACCAAGACGGGAUGAGAAGAGGGAUUUGUCUGACUUCUGCGGCCUCCAGAAAGGAAAUGAAUGGAUUUUGGAUUAAAGGGGAAAUGAAUUAGAAGGGGACCUGGCGACUCUCUUUUCAAAAGCAUUUAAAUAGGUGGGAGGCACUGGAAUGGUAAUUCAGAGUUCACUUCUUGCACCAGAAUGUUGCCUCUGUAGAAGGGUGUAUCUGGUCACGGUGUUGCAUUCAAAGCUUUUUCUAGCCAGAUAGAGUCCAAGGAAUAAAGGAAGGUACUCUAGAUGCCAACCUCUGAUGAGUGUCCUUGGCAGCUAACGCUUUGAAGAUUUCAUCUUUGAACAUGGUGCUUUCCUUUAGCUAUCAUGGCCGAUAUUGCAGCAGAUUAGAGGACUCUUGGGUGGCUGGAGCCAAAAGAAAGAGUCAUGAAAAUAAUGGGAAGUGUGGGAGGGACAUUUAGCAUCUUGACUUUCUGGAAGCACUGCCUUUGGCAUCAGUUGCAACAUGAACCAGUAUGUUCACAAUUGGCUCGAGUUGACUUUCAUCUUUAUGAUACAGAUAGUUGUAGUUUGCAGAAACUGUCCAGCAUUUUUUGUGUUGUAUUCCAGUUAGCCCACGUUUUAAAAAGUCAAAGAGAACCCUUGUUUUGAGGGCUCUUCAGAGGGGUAACUAUUAAAAAGAAAAAAUUCUAUGUACUAAAUUCAGUAGGGCUUGAAUCCUAGGUAAGUGUGCAUAGGAGUGCAGUCAAAGUUGGUUGUCUUAACUUCCAGUGCAGUGAGAACAUCAUUGUAAUGGGGAGAGGGGAGUGAUUCAGUGUAUUCUCCUUUUUAUAGACCAUUUUAGCUAUCAAUGGCUGUGUUUGAUCUUUGGGUGUUUUCAUGUGUUUAAAACAGAGUAUGAACUUGAAAAAUCAACAGUGGUAGAACACUCUGAGUACAUCUUAAAAUAUCUUUCUAAGUAGAUGGAGGUAUAUAAUUAAGGCCGGCUUGGAAACUUCCAAAUUGGUAACUUCCCAUGGAAGCAAUUAAUUUUAAACUCCUUCCUAGUUGUGUGCAUAUAUAAAACCUUUUAUAUAUUGUCCAUUUAUGUAAAUAAAAAGUAGGGUGAAGAAUGGCAAAUGCAUUUUGUGUGGGCUUUUUGAGAAUAUUUUUCUCCCUCCCUCCCUCUCCCCCUCUCCUGAACAAUUACCAUCCAUUAUAUUAAAUACAUUGCACCUUCCCGCCUAAGUAAUGUGAUGGAGCUUUACUUUGAUAACCCUCCCCAGAUGUCAUUAGCUGAUUUUGAGUGGUGUUCUAUUCCCACUGCGUGCUCUUGCUCUUUACUGCAUGCUAUUAAAGCAACUGAGCACCAACAGUUUCUGCUUCCCUUCCUUCACCCCCACUUCGCCAGAAAUGCCCAAUGCCUCAUUAGUUUUCAUCAGGAAUUUGGAUGGUUUGAGAUCCCUCCAACAACUGAAAGUCUUCUGCUCCCUAUGAAAACUCCACCCUUUCCCCCUUGCUGCCCUGUAGGCCCAUCUGCCUCCCACAAUAUCCCAUGUAAUCCUGUAUUAGCACUGAUGUCCCAGGUGCUGCAGCCCUAUUAGCAUAAUGUAAAUCAAACUCAAUGCAUGGUUGACAUGACUAUUCUUGGUAGAGUAUAGUUCCCUAGUGAAUUUCCAGCAUAGGGAUGUUUUACUGCAUCUUCACCUUUGUGUGCAUGGGGGGAGGGAAUGCUAAUCUUUUUACAGAAAUACUUUGAUCCAUUUUCACCAGCUGAUUUACAGCUGAAAAUUCCCUGAAUAGUUUAGGCAGUCACACCUCAUCCCAUGUGUGGCUUUGGAUUCCUUAGUAUUCAAAGCAAAUACCUCAUUAAGCCUGGGCUCCCUCUUUGAGACAGUUUCGCUCCUAUCCCUAGUCACUUAUUGCACCUCUCAAAUUGGAUUUUCCCUACUCCAGUUCUUAAAAUGUGACCUUUAUUAAAGAAUCUAUUGCGAUCCUAACACUCAGCCUGUCUAUGCAUCUACAGUGGUACCUCGGGUUACAGACGCUUCAGGUUACAGACUCCACUAACCUAUAAAUAGUACCUCGGGUUAAGAACUUUGCUUCAGGAUGAGAACAGAAAUUGUGCGGCGGUGGCACAGCGGCGGCCCCAGUAGCUAAGGUGGUACCUCAGGUUAAGAACAGUUUCAGGUUAAGAACAGACCUCCAGAACAAAUUAAGUUCUUGACUCGAGGUACCACUGUACUUCUAUCCAAAAGUCCAUAGAAAGUUUCCUUCAGCUUACCUGAACUUUUCUUUUCCCCAGUUUCAUAUCUCUUUUGCUCAUCCUUUCCUGAAGCCCUGCUAGAUGGUCUGUUUACUUCCUGUCACCUUUCCAUCAGCUGUCCUUUCUCUUAGCUUCUGUUCUACACCUCUUGGUUCCCCUUUCGUUUAUGUUUCCUAUGUGUCAUUCUUCACCUGCCUCCCCUCUUUCCCAUUGGCUUAUAGCCCCACCAAUAUUCCACAACUAGACAUAUUCAUCCCAAGUAGUUUGGAUGUUCUGAACAUUUCGUGCUAUCCCAGAUGACUGCUGAGUGGAAGAGUCUUUCUGCCAUUAUGCAAUAAAUGCUACCUUAGAUUCCUAUUUUGAAUCUGUCUCAAUCAGCAUUUAAUAUUAACCAGGUGCAUUUUACACCUGGCUAUUGGCCACUUGUGUACAAAUUACGGUAAGCUGCCCAGGCACCAGGAUGGCUCCUGAUGUUUCUACCAUAUGGCGAUGUGUGGCUGGGAUUAUUGGAUCUAACCUGUUUUCACACACUAACAGCACAUCCUGUAGAAUUCUAUUCGUAACAUUUUAUCUGCACAAGCAGAAUGAAUUUCAGGAACCAAAAAGUCUAAUUGAAAAAUACGACUUUCGAGCCCCAAAAUGGUAACUAUACAUUAUGUUUUAGCGACUGUAAACCUGGUUUAAGGAGUUAUUCAGUAGUUACAUUAUUGUUCUUGUUCUUUUCUUCUCGCUACCUCUUUUGCCAGAUGCCUGGUAUUACAUGAAGACAUAGUCUUGAGUUCAUCAUUGGUAUAGUACCUUUAUAGUACCUUCUGGUGUUUAAGUAUGUUGUGAUGUAGCAUUUAAAUGGCAUGUAUUUAAAGGGGGUGGCUGCCACGUAGACAAGAUGCAGGGACCAGUUCCUAGGGCUUUACUACCACCAACUCGAAUGCAUAGAUUAUUUUGACUGUCAGGGUGUGUGUCCAUGUGAUACUAGUUUGAGGCAUGGCCAUCUUUGUUAGCAUGAAUUUCAGAACAAGUACUAAUUUUUUUCCAGUGUAUCUGGUUUAUAGUACCGUACAUAUGUUUAGGAUACCAAAACUAUUUUUUAAAGGAACUUUGUGGAAAGACCAGACAUACAUUCCAUAAAAUUGAAAAAUACUGCAGCACUCGGAAAGGGGGCACCAAUUAAAUGGGUUUUCCACAGUCUUUGGAAAGGGUGCUUAAAACAAUGAGAGGCUGAUUCUGUUUCUUUUGCUGACACAGUUUCAAAGUUUGCUUGCUUUUCCCCCUGGGAAAGUGUUCAAUUCCUUACAUGCUUGAAUGUUGCUAGGCAAUUGCCUCUUUCAUUUUGCUUUGGCUACCAUUUGCUUUUCAGAAAUUGGCAUUGCUCAUUUUUGCCAUUAACUGUGUGACUAAAGCCAAGGGGGAGAUGGUGGAUGCAAAUGGAGAAACUGCCUGUUCUUCUGGCACUAAAAUGAAAAUAGGAAAAGUAGAUUUUGUUUUCAGGAGUUAGCUGCAGUGUGCCUAUAUUUCUCCCACCCAUGGGCAAGUAAGGUAGCUGAGCUUGCUUUUAAAAACACAUAGAAAAUAGAAAGCGUUAAACGCCUACUAACUCUUAAGUAUUCCCUGCAUGGUAAGAUAUUCCUGCCUGGUUUACGGGUCUGAUAUUCCUGUUCCUCUCACCAGCAACUUUUGUUCGCUGGAGUGACACUUCUUUACAAAUCAGUUGUACAGCCAAUUUAUUGCUGUUUAGCUGCCAAGGAAAGACAACUUCUGUUCAAAAGUUGCACUGAGGCUAAACUUCAAACUCAACAUUUAAGAAUUUUGUUAGCUAGAAAUUAGGAAUGCUACCUGGGGUUGUUGAUGGUUUUUGUAGCCUAGAACACUGGAGGGCACCAAGUUGGUGAAUGCUGCCAUACAGGCCUGCUUCAGAGUAGACUUGUACUGUAUAGGAUUGCAUACUAUUUUUUUCUAUCAUUUAGGUUAAUCAGCUAAACCUUUCAGUUUACUAAAAGCUGCUCUGGUCAAGUCAGGUAGCAGUUUUGUAACUUGUACCUGUGUAGCCAGUGUGGUGUCCUCUACAUGAUGUUGGAUUAAAAUUUUCUUCUGUUCUGCUGGCAUGACCAAUUUUGGGAGCUGAUGUGAGUUGCAGUUCAGUGACAUCUGGGUGACAGCAGGUUGGCUUCCUCUAGUGUGUGCUUUCUGAGCAUAUGAGCAAUAUUGAGAGGAUAUUGCCCUCUCCAUUUGGUGUGAAUUUGGCCCAGAGGGAGUGGGGAAGGAAAAGAGCAGUUGCAAUACUGUCAAGAAGGUGGAUCUAAUCAAAGGGGGGGGGGAGGGUAUCCAAAGAAUACAUCUUUCUCAUGGGCCCCCCAAAUACGAAGCCAACCCAGUCUAUAUAAAACAAGGUGUCUUGUUUUCCUUUUUACUAAUAUGCAUAUUUUACAAGUAAAAACCAUAUGCUUGAUUUAAGGUUUUAUUUAGUUGGGGGCCAGCCAUUCUAAAAAUACAUAAUAACCCACCCAUCACAAAAAAACCAACACCCUGUUUCCCCCAGUAACACUGAAUAAAGCCACUUGAAAUUUUCCUAGCAUGUUCCGAGACUCAAAGGCCAGCCCCAAAGGUAAGCCUUGCAACACUUCUUUAAAUUAGCAAGGCUUGGGACUGAAAUAGAGGGCGUUUCAUAGCUGGGAAGAGCUAGGUAUCACAGAGAUGGUAUCACUAAAGCCAGAAGAGAAGUAAUAAUGAAUAGGGAUAAGAUGGAAUCAUUGCCUUUGAAUACUCAUUAAUUGGUUUUUAUUACGCUGUCUGUCUCUGGUCAGGUAGGGUUUUAAAUAAACAGGUACAGGUUUCCAUUCUGUUCACUCCCAAGAGACAACAAUUAUAUUUUGUUGUUGGGUAAUGCAGGUUUUUGAUAUCACUUAACCAGUAGUCCUGUUUAUUUGGAUUUUUUGUGUUUUUAAAACUUUAUAUCCUGUGUUUUUUUACUGAAUGCAAAAGUAUAGACUACAAUAAUAAUAAUAAAUUAAAACAAACACCACAGCAACGAAGUGCAUAAAGGGGCCAAAGAAAGAAAGAGAAAAUUCAAAAUGUCCUUGUCCCUAGUAGAAGAGCAGGUCUUCAUUGGAUGGAUCUUAAGUUUUGCAGAACUCAUAUGAGAGAAGGUAUACACUAAGAUAAUUGGGUCUAAAGUUGUUCAUGGCUUUAAAGUUAAGGAGCACUUUGAAUAGGGCUCAAUGCAGAUUAUAUGUCUUCUCAAUCUAAAUACACCAUCCAAGGUGGUGCUGGUCCUGAUGGAGGGUGAAAUGAGAGUUAAGGAUGUGCCUAUGUGUCUCUCUUCUCCACCCUGUCCCAGGACCAUCUGUGGAAAAUAGUGAAUGAGAAAGGAUUACACGACCUUCCUCUAGCAUUUCUAAUUUGGUUGAGAUUGGAGCCCCUCUUCCCCAUUAUUCUGAGGUUUGAUGCCCUGCAUUAUGUCUUUCUUGGCCCAGGGGUCACCAGCCAACCUUUUGGGACCUGUGGGCCCAUUAUUAUUUUUUUGCCUUGCAAUGGCAGCAUACACACAUUAGCUGACUUUGAGUGUUUUAAGGACACAAUAUAAGGAGAGAUUAAAAAAGAAGCCAGCUGUGUGGCACCUUCUAAGUAGCUAAGUACCUCACCAGGCUUGUGAGGUUUGUGGGAGCAGAGGAGAGGCAGUGCCAAGUAAACCUCAGUGUGGUGUAGUGGUUAAGAGUGGUAGACUCGUAAUCUGGUGAACUGGGUUCGAUUCCCAGUUCCUCCACAUGCAGCUACUGGGUGACCUUGGGCUAGUCACACUUUUUUGAAGUCUCUCAGCCCCACUCGCCUCACAAGAGUGUUUGUUGUGGGGGAGGAAGGGAAAGGAGAAUGUUAGCUGCUUUGAGACUCCUUUGGGUAGUGAUAAAGCGGGAUAUCAAAUCCAAACUCUUCUUCUUCUUCCUGAGAAACAGUCACUGCUGCUUGGUUUGCUUGAGAGAAAGCUGCUGUGGAGGAAUGGCUGGCUGAGUGAGCAACUGGAACAUCUGAUCCUAGUUCCCAGUGACUGCUAGGCUGUUGGGUUGGGACAGAUAAAAGGGGAGCCAGCUGUUGAUGGUGUAUAGACCCUGAUGGGGAGCUUGUUGGUAUGCGAUCCACCUCUAGAUGUGACCCUGGUGGUGGCAGCCUCUAGUGUGGUGCUGCAGAAUCUUAGGACACUAUUCUUGGGGACUUCAAUGUCCACGUUGUUUCUGCCUUAUCUAGACCAGCCCAGGAUUUUGUGGUUGCCAUGAUAACCAUGGGGCUUUUGCAGUACAUCCAUGUGUCAGACACAUGCUGCAGGAUCUGGAAAAAAAUAAUAUAGUGAAUGGGGUGGUGGUGAGUUAUCGUGGAUGUCGUGGAUGGACCGCUCCCUAAUGAGGGUUGCAUUGCUUGUGACCCUCCCAUCUACCCCCAGAGAUUGAUGGAAAUGGAAGGAUUUCCCAUGUGGUGCUCCUGCUAAAGCCCUAGGUCCAAUUUGGAAUAGUGAGACAGGGAAGGCUAUUGAUGAGAUUGCCCCUAAGCGCCUUAUCCAGCUGCAGAGAGUUUGAGAGGCUCCUUGGCUUUUUGAGAGCACAAGGCAACCAAACAGGUCAGAUGCCACAGGUAAGUCCUGCCAUGAAAAUGGCCAGGUUGAGAUGCCAAGUUGAUUACUACAUGGUGGUGGCAUCGGCCGAAAGAUCAUAUUUCUCUCAGCCUCUUUCACACCUUUGGUGAAUCACCCAGCACAGCUGCUGAGAGUAGCAAACUGGCUGGUUCAGAACAGGGUUGCAUAAUAGAAAACGGGCCACUGAGUAGCCUGCUGGGAGGCAUCUCAGUAAAUCACUUUGAGGGCAAAAUCAUUCAGAUCUGCUCUGAACUCGAUGCCAUGAUUGGUUCAGGUCUGUUGCAGGUCCCUAAAGCACUGUCACUUUGUGGGAUCAGUUUUUGACUGUUGCAGCCAAAAGAUGUGGGCAGGAUGCUUGUGGUGGUGAGGCAGACUGUGUGGUCUUUUGAUCCCCACUCAUCAUGGCUGAUAAAAUCUAGUAACAGGGACUGACUGUAUGGGUCCAAGGAUUAGUUAGUGCCUCACUAUGAGAGACAGUUGUGCACUGCCUUGAAAGAGGUGGCGGUGCAACCUCUCUUGAAGAGGUCACUGCAUCCGGAGGUUUUAGAAAACUGUUACCAUGUCUGUAAUAUUCCCUUCCUGGGCACGGUGAUUGAGAGGGUCUUGGCCAGCUAGCUGCUGGUAUGCCUGAAGGAAACAGGCUAUCUAGUUUCAUUACAGUUUGGUUUCAGGCCUGGUUUUGCCACCAAAAAGCCUUGGUCACCCUGAUUAAUGACCUAUAUCAGGAGAGAAACAUGCAACCCACAGGGGCUGGAGUUGUCAUGGUGGCAUUAGUCCUGCCUUCAGGCUCACUACCAGAAAGUUGUAUUAGGGCUUGAUCUAGACAUUAAACCCCCCCCCCAUUUUUUUUCCAGGAAAACAUGUUGUAAAGCUCAUAAUGGGAAAUCAUGUUGCCAAAGGUUCAAACCCUACAGCGCUAUCUGGUGUCACAGUGUUAUAACGCAUUUAAAAUGCUUUUUUAAAAAAAACUAAUGUAGCUGAGUCCUAGGAGACAUUUGCUUGACUCUGUGGGUUCCCUUAAGGGUCCAUUCUGUUUCCUAUGCUAUUCCACAUUCAUAUAAUAUCAUUGGGAGGUUUCAUUCAGGGAUUUGUAGCAGCACUCUCUCUUCAUUCUGUCUGAAUUGGGAAAGGCUGAGAAGGUGUUAGACUAGCGUAUGUAUAUAUUCUGAAGAAUGAUUACAAAUUUAGAAACUCGUGGUAGGGGUGGAAUAUGUUUAUCUUUAAAUGGGAGCCACUCUCAGUAAGUACUAUGUAGACCCAAAUGGAUGUUUCAGAAUUCCAACUGAUAAGUUUAUAUCUGUCGUGUAGGAUCAGGCCCCGGGAAAAAAUAGUUUCUCCCUGGGAAAGCCAGUAUUGAUGAGAUCACAGCCUUGAUCUGGAGUCCUAUAAGGGAGAAGAAACCCACAGUGAUCUCGCCCUGCAAUCGCCUAUUGAUGCCCAAAGGAAUUUGCUUGCCUAACACUUAUUAUCUAAAUUGAUUAAGGGAAACAAGGCAUUGAUUGACUUGCACAGCACAUUUUGAAUACUCUGCAGCAAUAUGUAAAUGUUGUUAAUCAUGCUAUCUGGGUUGACCCAGCCAGAUGGGUGGGGUAUAAAUAAUAAAAUUAUGAUGCUGAUGAUUAAAACUGUGAUUGGGAUGGUGUUUUUGAAAUAUUCUUUUGAAUGGCUUGAGCAACCCUUUCUUACAUCAUGGAUUUGUUUUAAGAGCUCAUUGUAAAAUUCACAGUUCCACUGUACUUAUUAAUGAAUUUGGUCAUACUGAACUGUCUUGAAUUUUCAGCAUGUUAACUUGGCAGCUCAAAGACUUUGUCCUGAGUUUGAAGCCCUUUCGGCAUUGUGGUUGGGAAGCUGCUUUUAUAGACCUGGCAGUAGGAUUAAGGGGACAAGAAAAGUAAAAAGACUUUGCUGUGCAGUGUCAUGCUAUCAUUGCCGUUGACAUCUUGGGCAUACAGCGCUAGUGGAAUUGACCCUGCUUCGCAAAUGACUACCCGGUUAGGGUCAACGUUAGAUUUACUAAAUAUAUAUAUCUCACUUCCUAUUACAAAAAGUCCCAAAGCAAAUUACAACAAAGUAAAAAUAUAAUAAUAAAAAUAAUGUAAGCAUGUUAAAAACAUAUUCAAGAAUGUAGUACUACUGUAAAAGGGUUCUUUUCCAACAAAACCACUCCACCCUAUCUAAGAUGAACACCAAAAUGAGACAAACAUAAAAACAAACAUGAAAGCAAGAUUUCUACUCUAACCUUACCCUGAUAGGUUGGCUUUCCAUUUUCAGGGAGAUGUAGUCAUUGAACUGUGAGCAUUCUAGAAUUCUUACAACCCUGUUAGAGGAGUUCUACCAUUAGUUCCCUGCAUAUUUUUGAUCUGGACCUUGUUUAGACAUGAAAGAAGCAGAGAGUUUGGAAAACAAGCUUGGAGGACCAAUUUGCAUGGCCUCUUGGCAUGGUUAGAGGAAAGUGGGGCCAAGAAUCAAUGCAGUGAGUUCUGUUUGUGUUGCUGCUUGCAGCUGUGUGAAAAACAUACCAGCAGGGCAGGUCAACCCAGGUCAAUGGAAGCCACGUUCCUGCCACUGAUAGAAGCUAAACCACCUGGAUAAAGUGGUCCUAUGUCAGGAGUUGCUAACCUUUGUUUAGUGUGAUAGCUGCUUGGCCAAGUCUCCAGGGUCUGUAUGCUAGUAGUGGGUGUGGCCACACCCCAUGCUUUCAUGCACAUGCACACAUACACAGCUCUUCCCUCAGCUUUUCAGUACAGAUCAGCUGAUGAAAGAUUAUCACCUCCUCUCUGUUCUUAAAUUGAUCAAUCUGAAGACCAGGGAGGGAGCCAUUUGCAUUCCAACUUGUUUUCUGGCUUCUGCCCACCCCAUCACUGUCUACUUUCCUCCCCGUUUUUCUGCCACCAGCAGAGUCAGUAGGAUCUUGGGAGGGAAGCAGAAAAUUUGCUCAGGGAGCUCAUUAAGGAUUAGCCAAUCUUGAGCUAGUGGUUAGCUGUGAUCUACAUGGGUUGAACUGACAUUCAGCAGAUCUAGGGACACCCAGUACAGUCUGGUCUCAUUAUUAUCUUUGCAUUUGUCUACUUCCCCCACUCUAAAUCCAUACAUAAUAGGUUUAAUGCUUAAGACUGCCCUGCCACUUUGUGGCUUCAGCAGAUGGAAAUGGAAAAGAAAAAGCUGAGCUUAACAACAGAGAAGCUUCUCUUUUUUCCACAGCAUCUGAUUGUAGAGUCUUUAAGUUGCACUGGUGAGAAUAAGGGCACUCUGAUAUUAUUAAGUUGAUCUUCACCAUAGUAGUGAUCCUGAACACUCUGAAAGCCAUGUCCAUGAAAUCCAGCAGGGCUUUCUUCUGGGUAACCAUUUUUAAAAGUCAGGCAUGUGUGUGUGUGUGUGUGUGUGUGUGUGUGUGUGUUUGGGUGUGCAAAGAUGAAAUUGUGACUGGGGUAUGCAUUGCAUAAAAUAGAAAAUGAGGCUGAUGUUAAAUGUCCUUAAACUGUUGCCUAGUGUACACUACAAUCAACUUGCUUCCCUGCAACAAUUUCAUUGACAGUUGUGUGAAGACUUCCACCCCCUUUUUUCUUUGCAUAUUUUAAUAUGCCCAAUUUAUUGCCCCUCAGGAGAGAUCCUUCUCACCACGGUGGAGAUGGCCCUAAACAAUCUGACGUUGAAGGCUGCAUCGCUUUAUGAUGAGUGGAUUAAAGAUGCUGGUAAGUCUUGCUCCACAGUAGUGACUUUCUGUUUUAUGGUAUUUAACAACAGCUGAAAUAGUAUUAUUAAGAGUAUCUAUGUAAAACUGAAAUGUGCAGUUGUUUGCCAGUAGGUCCUUGUGCACUUGGCUAUUCCAGGAUACGUGGGCAUAUUGGAAGCUUUGGGAAGGAACAAGUCGGGUGUUAAUUUGGGAUAAUUGAAGAUGGAACACAAAAUGAGUAAUCGAUUGCACCAGAUGUUUAACAAGUGAGAGAUUACAUGGUGUUGACUCACCCAUGAGUUGCUUCCAGAGGAACAGGAUUUAACUUUAUGAGUUACAUGUUGCACAAUGUUUAUCAGUCUUUUCAAUGUACCAUCAUUGCAUACCAUCUUACACGUGUAUUACCUAACUGAAAAAUGAAUAAGCAGGUCUCUGCAUCCUGUGAUUGCUUGAGAGUGCAGAAAAAGCACAAUGCAAUACUGUCCAAAGGCCCAUCUUGUCCAGAAUCCUGUUCACAGUGAUCAGCCAGAUGCCUGUGGGAAGCCCACAAGCAAGACCUGAGCGAAAUAGCCAUCUCCCCACUUGUGAUUCCCAGCAACUGACAUUGCUUCUGACAGCGGAGGGAGCACAUGGCCAUUGUGGCUUGUAGCCAUUGAUAGCCCUUUACUGGGUGGUGUGAUUGCACUUCUGGAGAAUCUAUGCAAUGUUACUGAAUUUGUGGAUUCAUACAGGCCAAGGAUUUUAGGCACAGGAUUUUACUUUUUGAUGUAGAGCACAUGCAAAUCCAUUGGAUGGUUGUCACAUCAGGAAAAAAGGAAUCAUUUCUUUUGUCGGUACUGUCAGAUCCCUUCUACACACCUCUGGAUUGGGAUCCCAGCUCUUUGAAUGGAAAUGUGUAUAACUUAAAUUUAGGCGUUCUACAAGGCAAGGAUUCUCAAAAUACCAGAGUUGUUGUGGUGUUGUUUAUUAAGAGUUCCACUGAAGUAGGAUGCCAAAGUAAUGCUUGCGCAACUAUAAAAUGGCACAUAACUGGUUUCCAGUUUUAGAGCAUUAGUUGUCUUGGAAUAAGGAAUAGAUAACCAUAAAUUCGGGAAAAUUUAUGAUCAAGGUGAUGCCUGUACAGCUGUUGAGAACAUAGCUGGAUCGCAGCUCCAUUUAGCCUAGCAUCCUGUUUCCAAGAGUGGCCAGCCAGGUGAGUCCAGGAAGUCCACAAACAGGUCCUGAAAGGCACAGCACUUCCCCUCAGCAUCUGGAGUGGCCAAAUUAUGCAUGCUUGUUCACACACAGGGCCUAAUGCCACGUUUAGAAUACCCCAACAAUAUGUCAGCAGGAUGUACAAAUACUAAUAAGCUCCACACUAGUAAGCAUCCUAUGAAGACAUUAACUGACACUCCCAAAAUUGCUUCUGGCUUUGUUUUACAAACAUUCAGUCAAACAUGAAUAUCGCAUGCGAACAAUUUGUGCAUAAUGUUUCCUGUUAAUGCCUAGGAGGAAAGGAAGAUGGUGCACUUGCGCACUUCUGCCAUUCACACAUAUUAAAACCUAGAAGGCACUGAGUGCCCUUGCUCUGUGUUUUCACAUUCUUCCACAGAAUACCAAGUUGUUUUGUCUCCAAAUGAGUCUCCUUUAUGAAAGUGUUAUGAUGCCCACAAAGAAUACUUCUUGGAUUACUGAAUAAACUCAGUGUAAAGAAGACUGUAUUAUUGGGUAUAGGGAGAGACCAAAGCUGCUAUUUUUAAGCAGUGUAGCAAUGAGGUUAUUUAGGAAUCCCAUUUGCUAAUGGGGGUAAAUUUAGUACCUGUUUUUACGAGUAUUGCAUUAAUGUAAAAGGGAAAAAAUGAAAUAUUCUUAGCAGAUUGAGGAUACUAAUGUAUAUUAUAUACCAGGAACGUCCAACUUCCAAGAGACUGCGAUCUACUCCCACUAUAAAAAACUGGCAGUGAUCUACCCAUUGGAUUGACCAGAGUUGUAGAGUUUUUUCUUGGGAAGCUUCAUCAAAGUUGUUUUUAGGGAGGAUUGACCAGAGUUGUUGAGCUUUUGGGGGAGGGGAGCAAUUGAUCAGGGUCCCGCGAUUGACCAGGGACACCCAGCGAUCGACAGGUAGAUCGUGAUUGACCGAUUGGACAUCCCAGUUAUAUGCCAUUAAUGAUAGGGGUGGGUGUUGGACAUUCUUGGUGAUGUCCCAGUCAUUGGGAGGGAUUGGUGGAAUAUAUACAUGUCCAAGUUACUUCCUUUUAAAUCUUGUAAGGAUUUUGCUAGACUAGUCAAGUGGCUCAAUGUAGGCUAAUACUUUAUUCUGUUUUGCCAUUUGACAGCAAUAAAAAUACAGGGAAUGAGUAAAUCAAAGAUCCUUCUGAUGAUUCUGGAUUUCAACUGACCAUUGGCUGUGCUGGGUAGUCCAGUAACAUCAGGCAAGCCUGAGGUUGUCCACUGCUGAAGUAAAUGAUGCAACUCAUCAAACACCAAAAUAGUGGCUGCACUAGGUCUCAAAUCUAGCCAAAAUAGCAAAAUUUAAUGAUGCAUUACAAGAGCGUGUGACUUCUGUUUGUAGUAUUCAAGGAAAAAAUAACACGGUCAUGCCAUUGUCAAAGGUUUCUCAUUGUUGCAACUUAUGGAUGCAGGUUUUUGUUUCCUUGUGUAAGGUAUGCUUUUUGUGUAACGUGGGGAGAAGCUGAGGUAAACAACAAAUGUGCCUGUACAGGUGAAAACGUUCGUUCGAAUGAACAGCCUAUUUUUGCUUAAUAAUAUACUUGAUGAUUGAUUAAUCAUGGUAGCUGACUGACUUGGUCCCUUUUAAACUAAAUCUCUUCCAGAUCCACGGGUCGAUGGCUACCCGCUUAUGGCCUCACCUUUUCCACAGACACUUAUUCUUGGAGCAUAUAUCUAUUUUGUCACCAACCUGGGACCAAAGUUCAUGGAGAACAGGAAACCUUUUGAUUUGAGGCAAUUGAUGGUUUUUUACAACUUCAUUGUAGUGGCUCUUUCAAUUUAUAUGACUUAUGAAGUAAGUAUUGCCUAAGAAUAGACUCAUUAUGCCGAUUAGAUGUGCACAGUUUUUUUUGUUUUUGUUUUCCUAAAAAUGUUAAUGGGUUUCUGCUGUGGGCCAGAUUGCAACACCAAAGUUUAGAAACACUUUCAUCAAAUCUGAAUGCCACGAUGUGACCCUUUGUUCCCAGGGAAAAUUAAUUGUCCCUCUUAGCUUUUUGAACCUAGGGACUGCCUUCUAAAUCGUAUUUCCCUCUACCACAGCCUAGCAGUUGGGAAAUGCAGCAAAUAUUUCUCCCAACACAUGAAGCAAAUGGAUGAGUCGACACUAGGCUUCUAUCUCUACUCCUGGGGAAAGUGUGUGUUUGGGGGAGUAAGAAGCCUCCUUCCUCCCUUUGUUAACUGUACACGAGUUCACUCCCAUCAACAACAUUAUCCUAAAAAUGACGUGGCUCUGUAAUAUGUAAAGUCAAAGUUGACUAACCUGUGGGCCCUCCUAAAUGGUGGACUUCAUCUCUCAUCAUCUCUGAUCGUUGGCCAUGCUGGCUGGAGUUGAUGUGAGUCUUCACAACAUCCAGAUGGCCACAGGUUUCCCGUUACUGUUCCAUAAUAUUACUGGGCAGAGUAGAAGGACCUGGAGCAGGCUUUGCAGGCUUCACACACCCAAGUCCCCACAGUGACAAGUGAACAAAUUAACCAGGUGGUAUCUCUGCAUCUCUUCUUCGCUUCCCUAUAUUUAUGAGGAGCCAGGUGGGAGAGGGGACUAUUAAGCCCCAUUCCUUAUUAUUUCUGCUGGGUAAAAUCCCUGUAUAGUGAUGUCACCUCUGUGCCUGGCUUUAUAUAUAUAUGAGGCAGUAGAUGUAUGGACAGGGAAGCACAAGGUAUAUUUUGCCUGUGAAUUGGGAACCUAACUGGGAAGUUAUAGGUAUAGUUAGGUGAACUAUACCUGUAGGUGCAGGCUGUUGAAAUAAGAAGCAUGACUUCACUGAGCAUAGGAAACUGUCUUAUACAGAGUUAGACCACUGGUCCAUCUAGCUCAGAAUCAUCUUCUCUGGGUGGCUCUGUACGGAGGAGACCUGUUACAUGCAAAACAUGUUCUCUGUCACUGAGCUAUGCUAUGAAACUGCUUUUGUGACUUUAUAUUUUUUUCUUUGUAGAUACUUGAAACAGUCUUUGACUUCUGGGCUGUCUUGUCAAUUUUUUCUUCAGUGAUACACUUGAUCCGUGUAUCACAAAAAUUGCUUUCUUUUGUAAUGCUCAUGGUGAUCUCCAUAUUAUAAUUUUUGCAACCUUUCGUUUCAGUAAGAUGCUCCUGAUUAUACAGCCUUGGUAAUAAGUAUCCAAAUGUUUCCAUACCUAAAAAUACAUUUAGGAUUUUCCCUGUCAAAUGCACCUCUGUAAAAAUAAUGGACAACAGGAACAACUGGAAAAAGAAAUAAAUCCACUUCCAGCUACUAUUAACUUUGCCUGGAAUAACCUCUUUGCUGCCCUAGUGACAGGGCGAGUAGCUUUUUACACACCUGUUGUGAUAGAAGUAAAAAAACAAAAACCAAAAAAACAAAACAAAAAUCCUACUUCUGAACCCUUAGAUGUACAAAGUUCAUGGUGUUUCCCCCCCCAAUUGCAUAAUCAAUGUUUCAUAUUUUUUUUUGACUGAACACUAUGUAUGUGUAUUGGGCCAAUCUGUAUAAUCUAAAACAUACACAUGGAUUGUGUUCAGUCCAAAAAAAGAAACAUUGAUCAUGCAAUUGAAAAAAAACAACCCCUGAACUUUAUAGCUAAAUAAAGUAUUGUUACUGUUAUUGUUAUGAAUCAUUAUUUUCUUCCACCUCCAGUUCCUUAUGUCUGGCUGGGCUACAGGCUAUACCUAUCGCUGUGACAUAGUUGAUUACUCCAGGUCACCUAUGGCUCUAAGGGUGAGUCAUGUAAUGACUUUGUUGUGGUUCACAAAGUUGCAGGAAUGUGUGCUAUCAUUUGACUGAAUUGGCUACAACAGAAGAGUUGCAAAUGAAUGUGUGUAUGUAUGUGUAAUGAAAAGAGCAGCCAUGAGAGGCAUGGACACCAAUGCAGCUUUUUACACACAUGCAGAAAAGAUUGGCUGUGUGUGUGUGUGUGUGCGUGUGUGCGUGUGUGAGAGAGAGAGAGAGAGAGAGAGAGAGUUUAACUAGCACCUUCCCAUUGCAUUGCAGAAGUUUUAAAAAGGUGUUUGUGGGCACUGCAUGCUGCUGUGUAGGAAAUAUACAGAAUCUCCACUCUCUGUGUGUACAGUCGUACCUUGGUUCUCGAACGGCUUAGUUGCCGAACAAAUUAGUUCCCGAACGCCGCAAACUUGGAAGUGUUCCGGUUUACGAAUGUUUUUCAGAAGCUGAACGUCCGACACGACUUUCCCUUGACUGCAGGAAGCUCCUGCAGCCAAUCGGAAGCCACACCUUGGUUUUCGAAUGGUUUCAGGAGUCGAACGGACUCCUGGAAUGGAUUAAGUAUGAGAACCAAGGUACCACUGUAUACCCUCCUUUGUGUUUCCUUGGAUUGUAUCACCUGGUGAAUGGUGAUGAGGUGCACCAUGAAGCUGUUGCACAUAAAUUCAGCACCAAAAGCUUGAAAAACCUGCAUAAAGUUCAACUAAGGUUAGAUUUGGGCUCCAUUAUGUUUUCAGUUUUUAACGCAUCUUUUUCUUCUCUGCAGAUGGUUCGUGCCUGCUACUUGUAUUAUUUCUCGAAAUUCAUUGAAUUGCUAGACACGGUAAGCACAAUUGUAGAAUAUAACAAGUGAAUGAGGGGCACCUUUGUAUACUUCAGAUUGUUCUGUGCGUAUUGUAUUUCUCCUUCGCCAUGAGGUGGGGUUGUGUUAACUCCACUGUGUGGAUGUAAACUUUCCGCGUGCUGUAAUUUACCUGGAGAACACCUGGAGAACCUUUUAUUUUCUCUUCCUCAUUGAGAGAAGCAGGGAAGUUUGUGUGGGUGGGAAGGCUUCCAUAAUAAUUGCUUCUCAUAGUGAUGAUGUCUGUAGUUUAGUCAACUAUGUUUCGCCUUCAGGUUUCUAAGACUUUGUUCAUGGAGAAUAAGGCUCUCAGUGACUACUAGUCACCAUGGCUACAUUCUCUCUUUACUAUGCCUCAGAAUACAGUGGUACAGUGGUGCCUCGCAAGACGAAAUUAAUUGCGAUUUUUUUCGUCUUGCGAAGCACGGUGUCGGGAAAGUUUUGGAAAAGCUUCAAAAAUCACCAAAGUCUUUAAAAACCUCAAAAAAGGCUACCACACCGCGUUCUAUGAGUUGCUCCUCGAAGUCAAGUCGCAACUGUAUUAACGGUGUUAAGAAAAAGGAAACAAACUUGCAAGACGUUCCUGUCUUGCGAAGCAAGCCCAUAGCGAAAAUCAUCUUGCGAAGCAGCUCGAAAAACAAAAAACCCUUUCGUCUAGCGAGUUUUUUGUCUUGCGAGGCAUUCGUCUUGCGAGGUACCACUGUAUCUCGGUUCUCAAACGCCUUCGUUGACAAAUGUUUCCGAACUUGAAUGCCGAAAACUCGGAAGUAAAUGCUUCCAUUUUCGAACAUGCCUCAGAAGUCGAACAGCUUCCCCUGUAUGUUUUUCAGUUUUCUCAAUUGAAUUUGUUGACAGCCCUUUGCACCUCAGUUUUCGAACGUCUCGGAACUUGAACAGUCUUCCAGAAUGGAUUACAUUCAAGAACCGAGGUACCACUGUACCAGUGGCUGGGAAUCAUUGGUAGUGUUCUACGCAGAUCCUGCUUCUGGGCUUCCUGGGGGCAUCUGGUUGACUACAGUUAGAACAAGUUGUAGGAGUAGAUGGGUACUUCAGCCUGAUCCAACAAGGUUCUUCUCAAUGUGCUAUGAUUAGUCUCUAAGAAAUCAGUGCAGUGUUUAUUGAGCUGAUACAUAGCUUGCAGUAUUGCACCACACUCUCCACUCCAAAAAAUAAAAAAAAAAUCCAGUAGCAGAUGAGCUGUGGCUAGAAACAACAACAGCACAAGGCUGGUUUCCAGACAAACCAUGUGAAAAUUGGUAUGUCUUUUUAAAAUACUGGACACCAGUGCAGCGGCAGAGCAAGCCGAUUGGGUGCCUGGGACGGCACAUGUGCCUUGCGCCCAGGGGCAGGGCCAGCCGCCCGUGGCACAGGGCAAGCUGGGGCACUCUGUGGGACCUCUGAGGAGUCUGCCUGCCUCCUGCCACUCAGCUGCCCUACAGCUGAGGGGGAGGUGGCAGGCAGACCAUUUGGGGCACUCCCACAUGUGGCCUGGGCGCACUGCAGGCCCCCGAAUUUUGUCACCCCCCUCAGAGGUGACACUUGGAGCGGCCCGCCCCCACUGCACACUCUUCGUCCGCCCCUGCACCAGUGUGUGUGUGUGUGUGUGGUGGGUGCAAGUGACAAAUCACAAGGGUGCAUUGUGAGCAGAUUGAGCAGCAGAUUGUAUGAAAAAACUGGUGUUCUAUAUACUGUACUCCAGUGACUCUGAAACCACCUGCAUCUUCUGUAUGUAAAACAAAAGCCAAUAGAUUAUUUAUUUAUUUACUCUAGCAACUAUUUUGGGCAGUAGUAUGUGUAGUCAGUACUAAUAGUCAUGGAACGGCAGUGUGAAUAAAUGCAUUUUUAUACAUGCCAUGAAAACAUGAUGAGCUAUUCAGCGCACAGACUGAAUUGCGCAUGCUGCUGACGUUAAGUGUGACUUGCAGUAAUAAUACCUGUUUAAAUCGUUCCAGAUCUUCUUUGUGCUCCGAAAGAAGAAUGCCCAAAUUACGUUUCUCCAUGUAUUCCAUCACACAAUCAUGCCUUGGACCUGGUGGUUUGGAGUCAAAUUUGCUCCAGGUAGUUCCGAUUCUAAAUUGAAACUUGCUUUUAUAAAUAAUACAAUGUUUCUAAGUGGAAAUUUCCUUCUUUCUGCUGCUUUACCUAUGGGGUUUUCCUUAAAAUUCUGUGCAUGCACCCCACCUGCUUUAGAAAGUCAUGUAUACAUAUAAACUUUUCCCAGGUAGGUGGUGUAGGUAUUUCACUCUGCAAAUUUGGUCUCUGGCUGCUUCCUGCAACUGGGUGGCUAAACAAAGGGCAACUUGGACAAGGCUUUUUGUUUAAAGUCACACAGAGGAAAAGGCAAACAAUACAAAGAUUCUGAAGCAAGUGUAUCAUUUAAACCUAUUAAGGUUUCUUACUUGACUCAACACAUUAACUGGUUCCAGCACAGAAUUAGGUGCUCUUAAACAUAUUGGCUUAAAUUAGCAUAGGAAUGCCAAGCUCUCUGUUGGAUUAAGAACUUUGUUUUUCUCCCGAUUUUAGCUUUGCAGCUUUAGCAGUUUAUUGAUAGUGGCGUUUGACCAGUAGUUCCAUCCGAUUUCUAGUUUCUUUUCCCACCCUAUUAUGUAACCCUUGAAUGUUCUCAGGCCCAAAAUCCCUAGCAAGCUGAAAUCUUUUGGAAGCAUUAGCAUAGAUGCAACAAGUUAUUUACUUUGAAUUAUGCAAACCCCUUUCUUUUGCAUGUUGGUUCGCCUUCUCUGCCUUUGAAGGGUGCCUGUCGAAAAUGGAAACACCUGGGCAAAAAAAGGAGGUACAGAAAGGAGAGCAGCGGGGCAUAGGGAAAACUAUAGGUUUUCCUAACUUCCUAACGCAAAGACCAUGUAAAAAAAAAAAAUCCCAUCUAAAGGUUGCGUUGUGCUUUUACAGGCAUUCAGAAGACUAUUUUAUUUUUUAAAAUUUAGAAGACAAUUUCUGACCCGUGUUCUAUUGCCAGAUUACUGUUGUUCUCAGAUUCAUAUUAGCUGCAUGUUGGGACUUGACAAAUUUCAUAGAUUGCUUCUCUUGAAGGGGUGGGGGUGGUAGAUGGUAAUAAUCUGGACAUCUCAUCUAACCUGGGGAGCCUGAGGCAGUGUUGCCUUGGGAGAAGCCUGUUAAUAACAGUGGUAGUAAUGAUGAUGGUAAUUAUAUUAUUAAUAAUAUAGUGUCAUUAGUUUAUUCAUUGCCUUCUACGCAAUUGACUCAAGGAGAUAUACGGUGAAACAGCAAAAAUAAAGUUAUUAUCACAGCAGAUAUAUUUAGAACAAGACAAGUUUAGUUUUCAUAAAUGUGUGCUCUCUUCUUUGGAAGGCUCUAUUAGAUCUUGACAAAUGAAAUAAUGCCCUCUAUUAUCCCUUGGAAGAGUAGUGAUGUCUUCCAUCCUAUUUACUCUUCUUCUUUUUUUUUGGCUUUUAAAAAUGAUUAGCUUAAUGCUGCCUAAUACUAAUUUAUGUUAAUCCAAGUGUUUGCCAUGAGGUCUUUUUUAAUGGAUUUUUCUGUGGACAGAAAUUGAGUACUUUUGAGUGAGAUGCCCUUGUGUUAAUCAGCAUUGUGAACCCUCCCAGUUAAUGUGCUUUGGAUUUUUUGCUUUAAAAACUUUUGGCCUUCGUUAUAGGAUAGAAGUCAUCCAAAAUGGCAAUAGAAUCAUCCAAAACAUCACAAUGGUCCAGUUCCCACACUGCAGUAAACUAGUUAAUAGUUUUACCAUGAAGCUGCUGAUCUGACCUCCAUGCUUAGCACUUAGGAGAAACAAACCUAGGUUAGAAUUUGAAGUACCACUAAGGAGAUUGUUAAGUCACUGCAAGCAUUUCUGCUUGUCUAAUGGAAUGAUGCCACCUCUCCUUCCUCUUCAUGCUGUUCUGGGCUUCUCUCAAAUGCCUCUGCCACCAAUUUGGGCAGAGGAAAAAGCCACAUUGUGCUAGCUCUGCGCGACCCUCCGGAGCCCGGCGCCAAGCCGCACCGGGCUCUGGAGGGUUGCGCAGAGCUGCCUGCAUUUCGAAGCCUCGGGCGCGCUUAAGAGCGCGCCCGGGCUUCGCACAGCUGCCCGCAAGCCUGGGGAGACCGGCGCGGCUCCCUAGGCUUGCGGAUAGCAGGCUGUUCUGGGGGCUGGGGUCGGGGGAAGCUCAGGCUUCCCCCGCGCCAGCCCCGUGCCUGGGGGGGAAAUAAAUUUUUUUUCUUUAUUCCCCCCCCCAAAAAAACUAUGUGCAUCCUAUAGGGCGGUGCGUCCUAUGGGGCGAAAAAUACGGUAGCUCCAAGUGUUAUGUCUGAACUAGAGAUCUCCCUGCCCCACCCCCUCAGAAAAGAUGACUAUCAGUAAGUCAAGAACAAACUGUGACCAGUUCAGACAUAAUAAUAAGUCAGGAAUUAUCAUUUGCUCUUCCUUGCAUGUACAUGGGAGGGAAAACAUCCCAAAUGGGUAGCAAUUGUUUACUGAAGGAGUAGCUAACCUGUGGCCCUCCAAAUGCUGUUGGGCCCCAGCUCCCAUCAGCCCCAGCCAGCAUAGCCAAGGAUCAGGAAUGGCAGUAAAGUCCAACAUCUAGAAGGCCACAGACAAGUCACACCUGGUCUACCAACGAUGUGAACAAGGUCAAUAACUGCUAGUUUGUGGCACAAAGCAGAAAUAGUCAUCCACUUGCAUCCACCUGAAUUUUAACUGUAGUUUUAGUUGAGUGCUGCCACAGCCCAGAUUGAUGUACCCAAUAGCAAGAGGUUUUGAAGGAGUGGGUCUUCUGUGGAGUGCAUGUCUUAUUUCGCUCCUUGGGUUUGAUGGGCUUUAGAAUAAAGUGAGAAGUGUUUGAUAAUAAACAGUUACCAAGAGGAGAACUGCAUUGCCUCCCCCCCAGUAGAGAACACAGUGUGUUUAGAUCUCAUUUGCGAAACGACAUAAAAGAACAGAAGAUCCUUUUCGCAAUUGCCCAUAAGAGUUAAUGCCACUAUAAGCCAGCAGUAAAACGUUUAACAAUAUUCCCUUACUUACACACACAUACACCCCCCCCUCAAGUACUGUGUGGGAUUAUUUGGCAGGCUUCCUUGCUUGAGUAAUUUGGAUAUUCCUGCUAAACUGGCUUCAUGAAAAUGCAAAUCCUUCAGGCACUGUUACAUAUCAGUAGGUUGCGAGUCUCCAUUUUUGGCUUAGGAGAGAUUGCUUUUCUGGUUUCUGCAUGCGAGUUUUAAUUAUUCCACAGCACACACAGAGAGAGAUGGUUUUUGUCAUUGCAGCUUAUGUGUGAUGGAUGUGACUCUUUCUUGUGGUAAGGUUAGGCACUUCAGAAAUUAGGAGAAUCUUCAAGGCUGCCAUCCCAAAUACAUAAAGCCAACUGCCCUUUAUUAACAGAAUUUAGUAUGCAGUAUUUUGCACAAGUCCUAUGUGUCAAAUGUGGACCACCCUGCCCAUCAUGAUGAAAACCACCGAAUUAAUGGUUGCCAUUUAAAAGUGGCCAAGUGUCAGUUCUCAGUAACCUAGUUUUGUAAUCUGGAAACUGCUUGUGACUCUAUUCUAGAGCAAGACUUCAGCCUCACUCAGCCAUAGGGGAAAUGCUUGCUUGAGUUAACACUUGUGUUGCACUGACCAGCUACUUUCCCCUGAUUUUUUGUUUAUUUAAAAAAUUUAAAUCUUUUAAAUUUCAUACUCAAAAGUACACAAAACAAUUUUUUAUAUAAAAAACACAUUUAUUUCUCAUUUUGAUUAACUGCUUUUAGAUGUUCUUAAUUGCUUUUAAAUGUUUUCGAUAUAUUUUUAUUUUAAUUGUAUUAUUUUACUACGAUGUUUGGCGCCCUGGGGGAAAAUAGUAAUUUAAUUAAUAGUACUUGUUAAUAAAUAAUAGAAUUUUUAAGCACCACGUGCCUUUUGCUCAUACAAGCUGCCCAUUUGCUUGUGCUGUGGAGGGAAGAGCAGUCAAACCAAGAAGUGCUUCCUCCAAACCAGGACAUCUAUGGUUGCCACCUUUUGGACGAGACAGGAUAUUAAGCCAGUUGGUUUAAUAGUAUGGCUUGUUCCAAAGCUGAAAAUGAAAUGGGAAACUCUGGUUAAUGAUACACUUUCUGGAUUUAUUGUUUGUACCACAAAGGGGCUGUGGGGCUAGAAAAAAACUUGUUCAUAGCUCUGUUGUGAUUGCCUGACCAGGCAGUUAAUGCUUUCUGUCAACUUUUUGUCUGCAUCAACUUACUUUUCUCCACUUUUAACUGAUGCACCAGUCUUGAACCCGCAUGCAUUUCCAGAAAUGAGAAGUGCUGAACACCUCGAAGUUCAUGGUUGUGAGGCAGCCUAAACAGGGGCAGGAAGCAGUUAGAAUGUGAGUUUGAAUAUAAACAUGAGGGUAUGGGAGAGGGAGUUAGGGAAAUCUUAAAAAUAUGGCACAAGAUAUGUAAGAUAGCUGGAAACGAAUGCAAAGGUGCUUGGACCUAUUCCAAGUGUGCAUGUCAAGAUUUCCAAAACUGGUUCAAGUUCUUAUUUGAAGACAGUAAUUUCAGAGUAACAUAACUAAAACAAGUGAGGACCUGCAAAAUCAAGCUCAGCAUUUAUUUUGCCUGAACAGGUGCAGAUUAGCUGCAAUUUAAAUACCGUCCAUAGGCUGAGGACAGAAUUCCCAAAUUAGGCCACCAUCCUGUGUCUCAGUAUUGCAGGGCAGGAGACACCCAGAUUGAUUGAUUAUGUUAUUGCAUGUGAAGAUAUUGAUUGCAGUGUUGAACCUGGAUUGGGGAUACUAGAGUUUAAACUGUCACUAAACUGCCAUCAGCCCUGAAGGUACACUCUUAAACCAUCUUCCGAGACAGUCGACCACUUGCCAGCUCUCAACCUAGCCCAGGAGCAGCUAAUUUGGUUCCCUCCUAAGGUUGCUGAACUCCCUUACUCCCAAUAGCCCCAACCAGCAAGGAUGAUUGGUAGGGAUGAUAGGAGUUGGAAGUCCAGCAGCUCUUGGAGGGCAUCACAGUAGCUUAUCUCUCAAGGUUAUUUUGAGGACAGAGUGGGUGGUAUGUGUGCUGCCCUGAGCUCCUGGGCGGAAAGACAAGAUAUUAAUGUGAGGAAAAUAUAUACACAGUAUAAAGCAUGAAAGUCCGUGGACUUUCCAUACAUAGGUUUUGAUUAGGUACAAGGAUAUUGCUGUUUCUACUGAAGUACUAGAGGGCUCCAAUGCCUGCUUUAAUGUGUGCAGAGGGCUUUUAAUAAGAGCUGUUGCUUGUCUCUCCACCCCAGGAAGAUGUAGAGUGGGCAUAGAGGCUCUGUAACAACAGAGUUGGCAUAUAUGAUUAAAUCCAUGGAUACAUUUACAGCCACUGCAUGAAGCUUCUGCCUCACAGAAUUAUUUCUGUUAAUGACAGCCAUGCCAUUAUGGUUGCAUACAAAGCGAUCACAAGGUUACCAGAGACAGCCUCAAGUUUUGCUUUUCUUUGCCCCAUAUCUCUGAUUUGUCUCAGAUGAUGUACUUUGGAUUGGUAGUAGAUUGUUUCAAGACUGGAUUUUAUUUUACUCACAGGUGGCUUGGGAACAUUCCAUGGUAUGUUGAACUGUGUUGUGCAUGUGAUCAUGUACACCUACUAUGGACUCUGUUGCUUGGGACCAGCUUACCACAAAUACUUGUGGUGGAAGAAGCAUCUGACGACUAUACAACUGGUGAGUAACUUUCAGAACACAUAGGGGAAAGCUAGAUUAUCUGUUAAGGGUAGGUUGACUUUUGGUAAAGGGACCCCUGACCAUUAGCUCCAGUUGUGGAUGACUCUGGGAUUGCAGCGCUCAUCUCGCUUUAUUGGCCGAGGGAGCCGGCGUACAGCUUCCAGUUCAUAUGGCCAGCAUGACUAAGCCACUUCUGGCGAACCAGAGCAGUGCACGGAAACACCAUUUACUUUCCCGCCAGAGCAGUACCUAUUUAUCUACUUGCACUUUGAUGUGCUUUCAAACUGCUAGGUUGGCAGGAGCAGGGACCAAGCAACGGGAGCUCACUCCAUCGCGGGGAUUCGAACUGCCAACCUUCUGAUCGGCAAGCCCCUAGGCUUUGUGGUUUAACCCACAGAUGCAUAUGAAUGCUGUAAACGGCUGUGAGCUAGCUGAACUCAUUGCAUGACCUGUGCACCUUGUUUCCUGAACUGCUACCAUUUAGCCUGACCUCCCAGAGAAGAUUAAAAACUCUUUAACAAUGGGGUUUUGGAUGCAGCAGAUCCAAAGAAACAUCCAAUUUGGGGGCUGCCAGGAACUCACCACUUGCCUAGCCAAAACUGAGGUCUCUGUCAUGGUGAAAACCUUUCAACCAUUAGGACUCUUCUCCACCAAUAGAGGCCCUCAGAGAGGCACCCUAGCUCCUUCUCCACAAUUUAUGGGGUGGUGGUAACUGUAAGUAAAGCAAAGUAAGGUAAAGUAGUUCCAGUAGCCUGCUUUGAGAGCUGAGCAUCAUAAUACCCUCGCCUCCCCAUCGCCAAGGAUGUAGAACUAGUUCCGCAUAACUAUCCUUACUUACGUUUGAUGCUUUACACAGAAAGUUUCCUCCUUCAUCUGCUGCAACUCCCCCAACCCCACCUCCACUGUGUGAUUAAAACAAAUACCUAAUGAUUUACUAUGUUUUUUUCUGUUUUAGAUCCAGUUCAUUAUGGUUACCGUCCAUAUAGGACAAAUCUACUUUAUGGAUCAUUGCCCAUAUCAGUAUCCAAUCUUUAUGUUCAUCAUCUGGCUCUAUGGCACUUUGUUUUUAAUUCUGUUCAUGCACUUUUGGUACCAUGCUUACACCAGAGGCAAAAGACCCCCCAAGACUUUACAAAACGGCAUUACCAGAAACAAAACUGAAUGAAAGAUUCUGCCACAAAACAUGAUUGAAUGUUUUGACUUGACAAUCAAGAUGCAUAGGUGUACAGCACACACUUGUUUUAUACGUGGUUUUCCAAAACAAAACAAAAAACCUUGUAUUUUUACUAUAAAUUAUUUGGGAUAUAAUCUUUAUGUGGGAGGGAGGGUUAAUCUAAUGAUUAAGAAGAGGCACUGACCUGAAAUUUUCAGCACCAAUGUACAUAUUUUUUAAAAAUGUAUGAAAUAAGUUAAUACUGAGUUGCACUCUUGGAGAUGCAUAUGAAUAUUCAUUAUGGAAAUGAAGUGUGCCUGAUAAGUAUACAAAAGUACUUUGAACACUGACAAAGAUACAAUUGUUUUGGGCUGGUGUUGUAAAUUACUAAGGUCUAAAGGCUACUCAAUGAAAUGGAAUUCAGCUUAUCAACUAUAGACCUCAUUGUCAAAUACAGCUACUGUAAACAUUAAUGUAUUUUAUAAAACUGUACCAUAUGAAAUACUAUGACUAUUUAGUCUUAAAAAUGACUUUUGUAAUUCUAAGGUGCCUUAGGGUAUGAAAGAGGUAUUGUUGGAAAGGUUGAACUGGUUGCAACGAUAAUCUCAAGCCUCUUGUUUGAGGGACAAUGGUUGUUGCACCCUGUACCCUGAGCUUAAGCUUGAUUUGAACCGAAUCGUAUGUACUUGAGAAUAUCAAUACCUUUGGGUUGCAUGUUUCGAGGAAAACUGAAGAUGGAGAGAAACUUCCCUUGGAUUCUGACCACUACUUAACUUGCAGUGAAAAUAAUUUGAAGUUUACUGAUACUUCCACAUGAAUGUAUGUUAGAAUUGGGCUGUAAAAUGAUACAAUGCUUAUAUCUGUGUAUGAAGGACUAUGUACUGCACAUCUGGAGCUAGUGUAAACUCUAAGUCCCAAAAUGUAAAACAUCAAGUUAGUUCCUCUUUGGCAGGAGUGGCAAUUCUGUGAUGCUACACCUGCUGCUAAAAUCAGUCCCAGCCUCCGAGCCCAAGUGUCAGGGAUGAUGAACAACAGCUGGAGACCACACAGGUUGGCUACCUCUGUUUUGUAGACAUGCAUUUAUGCAGGUUGAGGUUCAUGUUGCAAAAAAUAGAUCCUAUGAGAACUCUGACCUCCACCUCUUUUUGAAAGGCUAACCCUGUCUCCUUAGCAGUAGUUAGAACACAUUCUUCACAGGCAAAAAGGGCCUCCCUAGGUUUUGUCCCUGGCAUCUCCAUUGAAGGAAUCCUGUCAAGGGAAGGACUCCUGUAUGAAAUCCUAGAGUGCCAAUCAUUUUUUUAAAAAAAUUAAUGAGUUUCUUACAAAAAAAAAAGAGGAAAAAGGGGCAUACACACACAUAUAAUAUAAACAUACAUGUUUUGGUUUAAGGGGGGGGAAGUAAACAAUGAAUAUUGUAUUACAUCCUCACCAACUUUCGCAUUCCAAAAUAUAAUAAAGAUCACCCAUCCUUCAACAAA
Messenger RNA from Podarcis lilfordi (Lilford's wall lizard), 43194 nucleotides. The record is from the annotation of a GenBank genome assembly. NCBI's taxonomy places the organism in Eukaryota, Metazoa, Chordata, Lepidosauria, Squamata, Lacertidae.